Molecule: messenger RNA, 3795 nt
Organism: Aureobasidium namibiae CBS 147.97
Lineage: Eukaryota; Fungi; Ascomycota; Dothideomycetes; Dothideales; Saccotheciaceae
Exons: 1
Coding region: 1-3795 (1264 amino acids)
Biological process (GO): protein import into nucleus; nuclear pore organization
Cellular component (GO): nuclear pore transmembrane ring
Molecular function (GO): structural constituent of nuclear pore
Source: RefSeq, a predicted model, not a curated record
AUGAACGGCACACCUCGUCUUCGCUCCGGCGCCUUCCCCUCGACGCCGCAGUCGACGCGGCGCAACAACCUUACGCCUCAGAAGCUCCCCGACAUUACCCAGCUACGCCCUGCUGCCACGCGACAAGCUCUAGAAAAUGACGGUCCGUUGAUUCCAGUCGACACGUUGGACGCGCCGACCCAGCGUCUCUAUGUUGUCGGCUUCUACCUGGCUCUGGUUGGCUGGAAAAUGUACGACCACUUUUACCUGAAAGAGGAGGAAACAGAAUCGCUGUGGCUGUUUAUGAAAUGGGUCGCCUUUGAUGGCAUCUUCCUGUUUGGCCUGCCCGAGUUGCGCAUCCCCUGGCUCGAGUGGUCUUCGGCCACCAUGCUGCUUCUUUUCCUGGCCCACGCCGCCCUCGACGCCGUCCUCAUGUUCCGCAUCCAGCUCCCACUUGGUGCUGGUCUUGCCGCUAUUGGCAAAAUAUUCUACGACCGCGAAUUGGGCGUCUCUGGUCACCACGUCAAGCAAUCGAGCAUCCUCCACAACUCGUCCUUGAUUCUGGGAAAACAGAUCAUCCACAUCCUGCCAGAGGGCUCUGCUAUUUUGAAUCCCGCAAAAAAGUCCUUCUGCCUGGAUUCUGCGAACCAACAAGUCUAUCUUCCCAUCCAGAUCAACCAAACUACCCCAGUGAGCAUUGACUUGCUGCGCCACGAGUUUGACGGUGCAACAAACGAGACCAUCCACAUCUCGGCCAAGGAAAUCAAGAAGUUGAUGAAAGACGCUGCUAGACAAGCCUCACACCCUGCUUCGAAUGAGCCGCUCCUGCUACGUUAUCCUACAAAGAAAACUGGCAGAUAUAUGCUGGCCAAAGUCAUGGACGAAUCUAAGCUCGAGGUCCAGAGAAAGCGCGUUGGUGACACUAUUGUUGUCACUUGUCCUCAGGCCGUUAUCAAGUCUUCAACACCAGACGCUUGCAAGGGUGACUUGUCCAACAUCGACCUCGAAGUAAUUGGAACUCCCCCACUACGCAUUAAGUACCGCAAAAUCACAAACCAGAGAGAGCAAGAGGCUCACUUCCAGAGCAUUCAACCCGACGACUUUGUCUCACCUCUGAUUCAGCAGUCCUCUGAUUCUCUGGCUAUCCGGAACACCAAAGAUAUCUCCUGGGCCCGUGCCCAGACUGUCACUGUUCCCCUCAGGGAGCACAUGGGUGAAAGCGGCAAGUGGGUCUAUUCCAUGGAUGAAGUCGAGGACGCAUUCGGAAAUGUUGUCUAUUACACCGAACGCCAGCAUGACGACCAGGACAAGCCUUCCACCAAAGCUGCACAUCUUCAUCAGGUUGUCACUGUUCAUGAGCGCCCCAUCAUUGUCAUGAGCGGUUGCGAUUCUCAGCACCCUCUCAAGGUCGCUAAAGAUAGCUCCAUUACGCUACCUGUGCUGUAUGGUUCUACCGCAGCAAAGGGCAAUGGAGGCUUCCUCGGCACUCCUUACAACAUCGAGUACAAAUUCACCCCCGAAGGUCAACUUCAGUCCAACGGCGAUCACAGCGAAGCAGCUCAAAUCAAGUCAAUCUCCAUCAAAAACCAAUCGCAGAGCCCCGAUGUUCAAGAUGCUGGUCUGUACACGCUUCACAGUGUGUCGACCGGAAUCUGCGCUGGCGAAGUCUUGGAGCCUUCAUCGUGUCUGCUGCAGAACCCGGCCGAGCCCAGCCUCCGCAUCGAUAAGGAGGAAAUCUUCGACAAGUGCGCCAACAAGCCCAUUGGUCUGCGCGUCGACUUCCACCUCACAGGAACACCCCCGUUCAACAUUCAAUACCAGAUUACAAAGAAGGAUAGUCCCCAUCAUGUGACACAUACUGAGAGAGUCAAUGGCCUGCGUGGCCAGAUUGAGUUGACUCCUCCCACAGCUGGCCACUACACGUAUCAUUUCUUCGAGAUUAGUGACGAUGUGUACAAGGAACAUCAACUCAAGGGGGAAGACAUGGUCAUCGAGCAGGACGUCAAGCCUUCGGCAUCUGCCAACUUCAAGGAGUCGUCUCCUUCCCGCAAGGUGUGCAUUGACCAGGCCGUCUCAUUCGAUGUCGCCCUUCGUGGAGAGGGACCGUUCACAGUCGAGUACGAGCUUGUUCGCGGCAGCAGUAGAAAACGCCACACUCUUAAGGAGAUUGAUGGCGAUCAGCUUACUAUCAGCACAAGCCCCUUGACCAAAGGCGGUGAUUACACACUUGCUCUGGCCAGUGUAACCGAUAGAAUGGGUUGCAAGGAGUUCUUGAAGCAGGAGGCCAAGAUCAACGUUCGUCAUCAGAGACCUAAGGUCUCCUUCGGGCAGAUCGAAGGUUCGCGCGCCAUCAAGACUUUGCAAGGCAAGACCAUGAGAUUACCGCUGAAGCUCACCGGAGAAGCACCCUGGACUGUUCGUUACCGCAACCUUCGCGAUCCCGAGCACUCGCACAAGAUCAAGGUGGACAGUCCCAACGGACUCUUUGCCACUUCAGAGGAAGGCAUGUACGAGCUUCUGGAAGUCAAUGAUGCCAUCUGUCCUGGUUCUGUUGACGAGAAUGCCAAGAAGUUCAGCAUUGAUUGGAUCGAGCGUCCUCAGUUGAGAAUCCCUGAGACUUCAUAUGACAGAGUUGAAGGUGGCAAGUACAUCAAGAAUGAUGUCUGCGAGGGUGAAGACGACUUGGUCAACGUUCACUUCUCUGGUGCUCCACCAUUCCAAUACAAGUACGACGAGAUUAUCGUGUCCGAACGUGGUGUCAAGUCAAAGCGUAGCAAGGCAGUCACCGCCGCACUUGGUGUUUCGUCUAUUAACCUUGAUACUGCACAAGCGGCCGUGAUCGAUUACGUGUUCACCGAACUUGCCGACGACAACUACGACCACAGCUCGAAGCACUUCACUCCGGUCACCAUCCAACAACGUGUUAACGCUCGUCCAUCUGCACGCUUCAACAACCCUGGUAGAACAUACAGCUACUGCUCUGUAGAGUCUGCUGGAGAAGAAGUCAUUCCCAUCACCCUGGAAGGCAAGCCACCGUUCGCCAUCGACGUUGAGAUUAAGCACCAUGGCUCUGCCCGUCCCGAAAUCUUCUACGUCAAGGACAUCAAUAAGAAUAUACACGACCUCCGUGUGCCUCACCAGUCUUUGCAUCUGGGCAAUUCUGCUGUGUCUAUUCGUCGCGUGACUGACAGCCGUGGCUGCAGCCGCAUCCUCGACAACGCAUCUCCCAGAGUUCAAAUCGCCGUCCACGACGCUCCUACGAUUCGUUCACUGGAGAACCAGGAAGACUUCUGCGUCGGUGAUCGUAUCUCAUUCGCUCUCUCUGGCCAAGCUCCUUUCCAAGUCUACUACGAAUUCAACGGCGUGGCUCGCAAAGCCAGCUCCGGCUCAACAACCUUUAAACGUCUGGCAGAGAAGCCUGGAACUUUCACCAUCACCGGCGUCAGCGACUCUGGCUCUUCCUGUCGCGCUUCCACCAGUAUCGAGAAGAAGAUCCACGGCAUGCCUUCAGUACGCGUGGGCAAGGGCGUCGAGUCUCAAGUCGACAUCCACGAGGGCGGUGAAGCUGAAAUCACUUUCGACUUUGGCGGUACACCGCCCUUUGAGUUCACCUGGACACGCAGCACCAAUGCUCGCCGUGGCCAGAGAUCUGAGGUGUUGGAGAUGAGAAGCGAGUUGUCUCAAGAUCACCACAUGGCUAUCAGGGCCAGUGAGGAGGGUACUUAUGAGGUGGUGUCUAUCAAGGACAGGUAUUGUGCCUAUGCUAAAGAAGGCAUUGAUUUGACAAAGAAGAAGGGCAAGCUGCUUACAUAUUAA